Paramecium pentaurelia is the source of this 1422-nucleotide messenger RNA. The record is from the annotation of a GenBank genome assembly. NCBI's taxonomy places the organism in Eukaryota, Ciliophora, Oligohymenophorea, Peniculida, Parameciidae.
AUGUAUUUGACAGCAGAUUCAGCUUUAUAGUUACUACAUGAGAAAAGAAAUAAAUUCCAAGUAGAAAUUCGCCGAAAAAGAACUGAAAAUACAUUCUAAUAGAAACGCGCAAUUUUUGUGCAAAAUAAGGUUUGGGUGUUGUGAGUGAUUUCAAGGACCUUGAAUUGUUAGCAUAGUAUGCACUAGAGUUUUACAAUCGUGGAGACCUCUAAGAAUGUGAGAAUUACUUGAUAAGAUUAAAUGAAUAUGCUGACUCAUAAUAUAGCGCCAAUCUUAAAUCCAUUAACACUAUUACUUUUCUAGGUGAAAUUGCAACGAAUUGCGAUUAUCAUAUUUUAGCUAUAGUUCUGAGUAUCUAUUAAAAGAUCUAUUUACCUGAAUGUUUAAAUCCUUAUUUACUAUCUCAAAUUUAAAGAUUUGAAAAUAGUGAGCUCAUUAAGUAAUUUGUUGUUCUUUUACAUAAAAUUGUAAAAAAUAACCCAUUAAAUCACUUGGUAGAAUAAUGUGACUUUGUCUCUUAUUUGGUAGAAAUCUCACUUCUAUUAGAUAAUUUUGAAUAAUGGUUUAAAAUAGUUGAAGUACUUGGAAGCUAUAUAAAAUAACCAUCUUAUUAUGUAUUGAAUAUUUAAUUGGUUAGUUUAAAAAGUUGGUUGUGACAUGUAUUAAAUUCAUUGAAUAUGAUACAGAUUUAGCCACAUUUUAGAUUAUGUUAACAAUGAUUUCAUGUGAAAAAGAUAAUAAGAAUUCUAUUAAUUACUUAUUAGCAAAUGCUGGAUUUGUAGAUUUAAUUAUGGAUAAAUUGGAUAAAAAUAUGAUGCUUUCAAUAUCAAUAAUUUCAAAAAUAGUAGAAGAGUCAGAUGAAGGAACAAUAUUAUUUAUUUAACAUGGAUUAUUGAAAACACUUAGUAAUUUAUACUUUGAAAUGAGAGAAAAUUAAACAGCUUUUAUUUAUAUAACAGCAAAUAUUUGUUUUCUUAAAAAUGAUUAUGUAAUUACUGAAGUACUAACAUCUGAGAUUUUCAAUACUAUUUUAGCACUUGAUGAAUAGGAAUUAAACAAAAAUGAUUACAUUUAUAUAAGUCAAAUGCUAUAAUAAUUAAUUAGAAAAUAUUCUAAUGAAUAAUUGUAUCGUUAUCUAUUAAAUAAAACUGAUUAUGUAUAUAUGUUAGGUCAUAUGAUGAAACAGUUUGAAUUGCGUGAAGUAUUACAAAAUGCAAUAUCUUGUGUUAUACAUAUGGCUCAUUCACAAUCUGAAGAAUUAGCUAAAUUAUUUAGAUAUGUAAUAUAUAUAUUAUUAAUGAAAAUAAAUAGAAAAUUAGUGGUAAACCAAUAGAAUAUGUACUUACAAAUAUCUAAUACUUAUUUUAGGAUAUUAAUAUUAUAGAAUAAGUAUUUGAAUUUUUAAAUAUUAAAUACGAUUGA